Messenger RNA from Chilo suppressalis (striped riceborer), 1094 nucleotides. The record is from the annotation of a GenBank genome assembly. NCBI's taxonomy places the organism in Eukaryota, Metazoa, Arthropoda, Insecta, Lepidoptera, Crambidae.
GUCAUUAUAAACCUUUGUUUUUAUUGUACGCUGUACGAAUGCGCUUGUGUUAAUUUAAUAAACAAGCCCUCGCGCAACAAACCUAUUAUAGACAAAAAAAUUGGACACAAACACCAGAAAUAGCCAAAUCCUGAGGGACCCAUCACCGAAUGAAGAAAUCAAUCAAUCAUAUUAUUCAGGAGUCUUGAAAAUCACACAUACUCUUAAGAUAAAUCAUUUGAAAUAUAACACAAAUUGAGUGUAAGAUUCUUGAGAAAUAUAUAAAUGGUCUAUACUGAAGGAAAGGGAUUAUUUAUGAAGACAAUUUUGUAAUCCACUGCACAAAAUGAAUAUUCCUUUCCCAGUUUUAACACCACGUCUAAUAGAUUCAAAGUGGUUUAAUGCUGAUAGCCCUUGUGAUGAGGAAGCAGAAUUAACAGCAUUGGAACAAGCUAAUCAACAUUGGCUAAGCUCAAUUGGUCAACAAUAUAUGAAGAGGGCCCCUCUAGGGAAAACUGACCCUGAGCCAAUGGAAGAAGAGGCAGACACAGAUGAAGAAGAAGGCAAUGAUGAAUCGGAUGAAUCGGAAGAAUCUCACGAUGAAGACGAAGAAGAAGAACUUCGCACAUCGUAUUCACCUGCCAGAAAUAACAAUGAAUUAGAACCUGACAGCUUAGAUGACUUGAAUGAUGCUCCUGAACUAAACACUUCUGAUCAAAGUGCAUUAUAUUAAUGUAUAAAAUUAGGCAUUUAAUUUAAUAAAAAACACUAAAAGGUUAAGCUGUGUAUAAAUGAACUUAAAUCCUCAGCCUAUAUGUAGAUAUGUAAACUUUGUUAUGACAGGAAAAUAUUAGAUAUAAUGCAAGACCGGUACAAGGCAAGAAUGGGGAACAGAUAAAGAAUAGUUGAGAGAAAAAGAGAGGAAGGAAGUAGCGAAGCAGUCAAGUUAACUAAACAUCCCGGUAAUUGGAUCUAACGUGCCGAAAGCUUUUAAUCCUUUCGGCACGUUAGGUCCCAUUACCGGGAUGUCCUGUCGGUUCAUUAGGUCUGUUUCCCUAAACGUCCACUUCCCUGCAGGUUAGUUAUAUAGGGUGCCUAAACGCCCUUAAAAGUGC